AAAAAUUCCGUAGUUGCCAUAUCAUCUUCCAAACAACAGCAAAAUAUUUGCAUCUGUUAAAGAUGAGGGGCGAAAAUUGGCUUGUUUUCGUGGUAUUGCUGUUCAUCUUCGAGAUAUGCUGCCUUCAUAUAAUGGGAAAUGAUAUAUAUUCCAUGUCCAGCAUUCCUCAACCAUCUGCAGAAUUCCCGAUUGUACUCUUUAAUAGACUGAAUUACCAAACAUCCUCUCAAAAUGACUACACUCGGCUUAAAGAAGAAGAAUACCAUGUAUGGAGUCAAACAGUUGGCGAUGAGAAAAGAGAAUUCCGCUAUCGAUCAAUAAUAGUGAUGCCAGGAAGGACACUCACAUUUAAAGCUGGUUUUCUGAGUGGAAAUAAAUUUACCUCCUCCGUCUAUAACAUCACAAACAUUUCUAAUAUCCACCUGUGGAUGUUUGAUAACCAAGAUGUUGGUGGCUCAUCAGGGAUCUGGUACACACAGUGGCCUCACUGGGAGAUGAAUUUUGCCCUUAAGUUGGAGCCAUGUCCUCACUGUGCACUUCCAGACUGCGGCAACAAAACUUGUUAUUUUGGAACAUGUGGUAUAAGUGGAGAAUGUCAGUGCAUAAGUGGCUAUUCAGGAGAGAACUGUACUAAAAGACCUACUGAUCUUGAGAAGUUUCCAUCAAUUCAAUACCCUCUUAUCUUGUUUCCUCAAACAUAUUUUCAAGGAACACCGAAAAAACUUGAACCUGAUACUUUUGAAGUUUUUGCCCAAAACAGCCAGAGUAAGUUGCUGUAUACUUAUCAGUCCAUGCGAAUUCUGUUCAGAAGGAAGGUUACGUUCUCUCGUGUGGACCACAAUGCUGAGGUGGAAGUUCCCAUUGGACGAGACAUAGAGGAUAUUCCAUUGUUCAUGAUUUUGAAUGAACACAUAGGAGAUGAACUGUGGAUCAACUAUUCACCAACAAUUGAACUGAGCUUUGCAGUAAAAAUUCAAGAUAAUCCUGCCUGCACCAAUUGCAGUAAUGUUGGUGGUAGUUGCUUUACAGGAAGCUGUGUCUGCCUCCCAGGAUAUAUAGGAGAGUACUGUGAUAGCUAGUGCAGUAUGAUAAUUGUGUUUGGAUGGGACCUUCACUUUUUAACCCACUAUGUAUUGUCCAAUUUGGAUGAGAGUAGUCCAUGAAUGGAAUGUUAUCAUCCAUUCUUUCAGCAACCUGAACCAGAUUACGACUGUAGUUGCAGUAGUCACUCUGUCGAGCUGCUUAUGACUCAAUUUGUGUCACUGUCACUGAUAACAGUUCUUUCCAAGAUGACCUUAGCCUAGGAUGAAACUUAAAGGCCCACUGUUACUCCUGGUUUCAAACCCUCAGCUAUAUUUGCAUUGUCAGUUUCACAUAACAAAUCAAUUUCUUAGGUGUAACAAAGAAAAAAAAUCAAACCAUUGCCUUUUUGUAGAAUAAUUUUUUUAUUUAUUCCUAUUUAUUUGAUAAUUAAUUUAUAUUUAAUAUUUUUUUCUCUUUUUUAUGCCCCCAAGGCAUGGAUUGCUUUUGUAGUUGUAUUUUCAUGGCUACUUCAGUUUUAUAUGUAAAUGUACUGAUCUUUUUUUAUUAUGAAGCCCUUUUUAAAGUUCUCUUUUUUUAAGAAGUCAUAUACUAAAAUAUAAAUUUUAACUUUACAUAAUUUUUGAUAUCACACUGCCACAAGUGCUCUGUUUUGAAACCUGGUUGCAAAUUUAAUUAGUUAACCUUGUUUGAAAUUUGUUUCUACUCUUUUGAAAGACAUUCAUGUUUACAAGUUUGGUAAAUAAAGUGUAUAUAUGCAUAUUGA
Stylophora pistillata is the source of this 1807-nucleotide messenger RNA. RefSeq lists its product as uncharacterized. Lineage: Eukaryota; Metazoa; Cnidaria; Anthozoa; Scleractinia; Pocilloporidae. The record is from RefSeq and is a predicted model, not a curated record.